AUGGCGGAAGAACCGAGAGCGCAGUCCAUUCAAGAGCGUAUAGCUGCUCUAAACCAGUCACAAAUCGGCCGCCUACCAGAAACGUCUCCUACGCGACCUUUUGCUUUGAGAAAUAAAUCCGUGAACAACCCUCCGCAUGAGCUCAACGGAUCCGUGAUAGACAACAAGGCAAUUGGCAACAAGCCGGCUCCCAUACGUCAAAAUGGGGUUCUCCCGCCUCCAACGGCAGCUUUAGAAGCACAAAAAACUCCAUCCGCGACAAACGGUUGCAGAUUGCCUCCGCCACUGCCAGCUCGCAAGAUCUCCCAACCUGCACCGGCUUUACCACCCCGUCGUCCGUCGGCGCAGACCGAACGGAGAGUAUCCUCUGAGUCAACAAGGUCGAAUGCGUCUUACAGUACGAUUUCUACUACGGGGACAACGAGCACGGUAGAUAGCAAGAGCAGGGCACUCAUUGCUCCAGCAUGGCGGGAAACAGAGCUGCCCCGGCUUCCGGUGCGCGAGAAGAGUCGACCAGGCCUUCCCCAGCGGACAUCGUCAACACUAUCAGAAGCAGAGAAAGCGAAGAGGGCAGUUAAGGCCCCUUUAAAACCGCCUCCACUGCCGUCACGGACCUCAACUAUAGAAUAUAAUGGUGGAAACCUGGCAGCAAAAGUGUCGUUACCCGUCCGAAGUUUGUCUUCUGAAGUGAGGAAAAUACCACAGCUGCCAAUAAAUGGAGUGAAGAGCGAGUCCGCUACUCCAGCACCGGCACCACGAAAAAUUCCCCCAAUUCCUACGGCCGAGGCUCUCGUGAAGAUUCAGCAGAAAUCUUUUGCGACUCUGACUAAACAUGUCGAAGAGGAUCAACCGGGUCAAAGUACACCGCCCGCUAUACCUCUCGCCUCGCGACCAAAUCUAGCAGCGAUCCAGGCAACGAAACCUAAAUUUACUGCUAACGGAAACGGAUCUUUGUCUCAUGUUAGUGCUAGCACCGUCUGUAUGACAUGCAGAGACUUCUCAGGUCCAGAUAACCAUGCAGCGCAGUUCCCCCGACAAUCCCUUCCAACCAAUGAUCUAGCAUGGCUUGCAACACAACUCACUGCUCCGUUCCCAUCUCUGACUGACAAGGCAAGGGCUUUGUUUACCUGGCUUCAUUACAAUAUCAAGUAUGACGUCGAUGCCUUUUUCAACAACAACGUGCAACCGUCAACUCCCGCCAGCACCCUUUCCACUGGUCUUGCAGUCUGCGAGGGUUAUGCUGGACUGUUUGCUACACUCGCAACUCACGCAGGCCUUGAGGCGCUUGUAAUAUGCGGUCACGGAAAGGGUUUUGGCCAUUCACAACUAGCUCCCGGCUCAGCUAUACCACCGUUUGAAGCUGGUCACGCGUGGAAUGUGGUGAAAAUCGACGGGGGUAAGUGGAAACUCGUCGAUCCUUGUUGGGGAGCUGGUGCCGUAGCAGGCAAAGGACAGCCAUAUAUUCAACGGUUUGACCCAACGAAUUUCACCAAGCCAAACAACGAGUUCCUCCUCUCACACUACCCGCAGAACAAGAACCAGUUCUAUACAGAUCACGGCGGCCCUGGCAUGAGCUGGGAGGAGUAUGUUCUUCAAGACCACAACAAGCCUUUUGGUAUUGAACAGCCUGUGAUUUUUACGGACGCUUACCAGGAAGGAAUCGGAGAACGAUCCUUCCGCCCAGCUUGCACAAAGAUAUCCAUUCAUCAGCCCGGACCCAUACGGUUCCAGUUCGGCUUGAAAUGCGAACACUGGACCCUUGCUCGCCAUAGCAAGAAAACUGCACCCUUUCUCUUUUUGUUGCAUACCCACGGUAUAGAUGGCCGGAAGGAUGAGAAGAUACCGUUCACCUAUGUCCGCGGCACCGGACCAAACGGCGGAGGUGACCUGUGCUUUGGUUCUCACAAAGAUGCUCGUGGUUUGUCGUUGCAGGAAUAUGAAGCCCAAGCAGGGCGCGUUGGUAUGGGCUGGUCUUAUAUAGCGCAGUGGGAGUUGACUGUCUGA
Messenger RNA from Talaromyces marneffei, 2004 nucleotides. RefSeq lists its product as uncharacterized. The record is from RefSeq and is a predicted model, not a curated record. NCBI's taxonomy places the organism in Eukaryota, Fungi, Ascomycota, Eurotiomycetes, Eurotiales, Trichocomaceae. The coding region runs from base 1 to 2004 and encodes 667 amino acids. The transcript has 2 exons.